GGCCGUCGGUCGGGGGAAAAAUUUCUACUGCAUUGAAUGGGUUACGCCCAUUGAUAGCAGCUGAUCUUUGUUGUCCUUGUUUUUCUCUCCUUUUACUUUGGAUUAUGGCAAAAACUUAUUUCUAAUCCGACAGUCCAGACGUUUCCACUGUUCAGAACACAAUCUCAGAUUCUUCGUUUUCAAAAUCAGUUCGAGUUUGCAUUUUAUAUUGCCGUUGGAAGUAGUGACCAUGAGCGAAUACUGGUUGAUUUCCGCCCCUGGGGACAAGACGUGCCAACAGACAUGGGAGGCGAUGAACAAUGUGACGAACAAACAGCACAAUCUUUCCGAAAACUACAAGUUUCACAUUCCGGAUCUGAAGGUUGGUACUCUGGACCAGCUGGUCGGCCUGUCGGAUGACUUGGGCAAACUUGACAAUUACGUUGACCAAGUGACGCAUAAAGUCGCUCAGUAUCUGGGAGAGGUUGUGGAAGAUCAAAAAGAUAAACUGCAUGAAAAUUUAAUGGCGAACAGCAGUAAGUUUUCAACAGACUUUGAGAUUAAACAUUCUUGUACGCCUGGUUUUAUUUGUGUCAUUAAUUUUUUUUUUAUUUUUUUAGUGGAUCUACCAUCUUACAUAACAAAGUUUAGCUGGGAUCUGGCUAAAUAUCCGAUAAAACAGUCCCUAAGAAAUAUCGCCGAUAUAAUAAGCAAACAGGUGAGCCAGAUUGACGCCGAUUUGAAAACAAAAUCGACAGCGUACAAUAAUUUGAAAAGCAAUCUGCAGAACAUGGAAAAGAAACAAAGCGGUAGCCUGUUAACUCGCAACUUGGCAGAUCUGGUGAAGAAAGAACAUUUCAUUCUCGACUCGGAAUACCUGACUACAUUGCUCGUUAUUGUUCCAAAAGCUUUGUUCAAUGAGUGGAGUUCCAAUUAUGAGAAGAUUACGACUAUGAUUGUACCACGUUCGACUGAACUGAUUUUUCAGGAUAACGAAUAUGGUCUUUUCACUGUCACACUUUUUAAAAAGGUUGCUGCUGAAUUUAAACAUCAUGCCGGCAAGAACAAGUUUGUGGUUCGAGAAUUCAUAUAUAAUGAAGAAGAACUUGCAGCUGGAAAAAAUGAGAUCACAAAACUUGUAAUGGAUAAGAAAAAGCAGUUUGGACCGUUGGUUAGAUGGCUAAAAGUCAACUUUAGUGAAUGUUUCUGUGCUUGGAUUCAUGUUAAAGCCCUUAGGGUCUUUGUUGAAUCUGUUCUCAGAUAUGGCCUUCCAGUCAAUUUUCAAGCUAUGCUUAUUCAUCCACAUAAAAAAUCAUUAAAACGUUUGCGAGACGUUUUGAAUCAGCAUUAUGGUCACUUAGACAGCAGUGCACAACAACAAGGCGGGCAGUCAAGUGCAAAUACUGAUAGUGUUGACAUUCCAGGACUUGGCUUUGGACAAGCUGAUUAUUAUCCCUACGUGUACUAUAAGAUCAACAUUGAUAUGUUAGAUACUAAGAAUUUGUAGACCUCUGACAAUUACCAUGAAUUAAAAGUGUUUCUUAUAGGUAAUAUUAUCCAUUGUAGUUUUGUAAUAGUAUUUAAACAUUUGGGGCUGCUGUAAAUUACAGGAAAAAGGUAUUUUUGGAUCAGUACAUUAUCAAACGUAAAACAUCAUUGGAGAAAGGGUUUUUAAUAGAAACAACAUCAAUGUAUCAAUGGUGGUUGGAAAUACUUUUAAAAUGUAUAAUUAAAUAAGGUGAUAAAGCAUAAUAUGAUUUCCAAGGCGGUCAGAAAAUUCAACAUAUGUUCAUCUUGCAAAUUGUCCUUUGAUUCUGUCUAUGAAAAAUUAAAUCUACAACACUCAACACCUUAUAACGGUGGUUAUAAUAUGCUUUGAUAACCAAAUCGAACGUGUAAACGGUCAUAGUUUGCAUUUAAACUGUUGUAAAUAAUUACUAGAUUGUUUUAUUGUAAUUUUUGUAGAUACAGAAUUGGCUUGUCAAAAAAGAAUUGUUAAAUUUUAAAUGGAAUUUUAUGUUUGUUGAGAAUAAUACAAAUACUUUUAAAGUCGUUGAGUUAUUAUUGAAAGAGAAUGAUUCUUAAUAACAUCUCAACAGUUGUAUGGUUGGAAUAUAGAGCUUAUAUUGUUAAAUUGUCUGUUAUGUUAUUUUAAUUGAUUCCAGUUGUGUAUAUAAUGUGCUGUGCAGUUAAAAAUUUAUUUUCAAAACUUGCUGUUAUGAUCUUGGAGAAUAUUAUUUUGCUUAGGCAGUUCGAUGAAUAAAGCAAUACUAUCAUUGUCAACAACCAUUUACGGUAUUUUCAUAAAUGUAUAUUUUAUUUGGUCAAAUUUUCAAAGCUUUCACAACUCGAGGAAUGAAUUUAUGUACAAUAUCAAAUGUUGUUAAUUAAUAGUCACUGUAUUAACAAAUAAUAAAGGUGUUUUUAGGUUACUCUUGAUUUAAAUUUAUUAGAUUAUUUUUUCUUGAUUUCAAGCUCUUGUUACAUUCCCAUCUAAAAUAUUGUUUCUUGUAGCCUUAGUUCAGUAUUUUUAGCAUUACCACUGAAAGUAUUUUAAAUGAAAUUAAAUAAUCAUUGUGAUUUUUAAAUGUGUACAAUUGUAAAUAACAUUCCAAAUGUUGCACAAUGAAUUUUGCGGUAAAAUUCAGUAUUUAUUAAACAACAGAUGCUGUUUAAUGAUCCAACGUUUUUACUUUUUGUUCUAAACUGCAACAUAAUAGUGUUCUGAAAUAAACAUAUUAUCAUCAUGAA
This is a messenger RNA of Cimex lectularius (bed bug), 2730 nucleotides long. It is a transcript of the gene Vha44, whose product is annotated as V-type proton ATPase subunit C. NCBI's taxonomy places the organism in Eukaryota, Metazoa, Arthropoda, Insecta, Hemiptera, Cimicidae. The coding region runs from base 230 to 1486 and encodes 418 amino acids. Gene Ontology annotation, biological process: proton transmembrane transport. Gene Ontology annotation, molecular function: proton-transporting ATPase activity, rotational mechanism. The record is from RefSeq and is a predicted model, not a curated record. Gene Ontology annotation, cellular component: vacuolar proton-transporting V-type ATPase, V1 domain; lysosomal membrane. The transcript has 9 exons.